Messenger RNA from Spinacia oleracea (spinach), 1930 nucleotides. RefSeq names its product carboxyl-terminal-processing peptidase 2, chloroplastic. Gene Ontology annotation, biological process: proteolysis. Gene Ontology annotation, molecular function: protein binding; serine-type peptidase activity; endopeptidase activity. The record is from RefSeq and is a predicted model, not a curated record. The transcript is spliced from 13 exons. NCBI's taxonomy places the organism in Eukaryota, Viridiplantae, Streptophyta, Magnoliopsida, Caryophyllales, Amaranthaceae. Bases 60 to 1679 code for a protein of 539 amino acids.
UGCCUAAACCCACUCGGUAGGCCACUUCAAAGCUCCAAGUAAAAACACCAUACGUUUCAAUGGAGGUUAUCUCGCGCCUCACCUUUGCUUCCGUUUCUUAUCCCUUCAUUUCUUCCAACCUUAAUCCAACACCCAUGCUCAAUUCUUUCAAUUUCAGGGUGCUUUCCUGGAACAGUGCCCCCACAAAUGUUGCAGAAGCUCAUCUCCACCGCCUUUUACUGAGGAAAUUGAAUCCUGCUAAUGAUCGGGUUGUUGGGAUCUCUAACUUUGGUUGUUCAUGCCGGUUAGAUCUUUGGCCAAGUUGGAGACGUCAUAAGAGGUUAUUUUUCCAGAAUGGUGUAUCUACAAUAAGGUGGGAGGUCAAGAAGUGCAGUCCCAAAUUUUAUAAGAUAGUCAGCAACUAUGAAAAAUGCAAACGUCAUAUCUAUGUCCCCUUUGUUCGUUUGGUUGUUGGAGUUGUAUUGCUUAUGUCUGUUUCCGUAGCUUUAAACCAGGGCCCAUCUUGGUCCCUUUCUGAGGAGAAUCGAAUUUUCCUAGAAGCGUGGAGAACAAUAGAUCGUGCUUAUGUUGACAAAACUUUUAAUGGACAAAGUUGGUUUCGCUAUAGGGAGAAUGCACUGCGCAAUGAGCCGAUGAACAGCAGAGAAGAGACAUAUACCGCAAUAAGAAAGAUGGUUGCUACACUGAAUGAUCCAUUCACUCGUUUUCUGGAACCCGAAAAAUUAAAGAGUUUGCGGUCUGGAACUCAGAGUUCGCUUACGGGUGUAGGGAUAUCUAUUGGCCCCACCGCCGUUGACCAAUCAUCCACUGGAUUAGUUGUAAUCUCAGCUACUCCUGGGGCUCCUGCCAGUAGGGCCGGCAUCUUGCCUGGUGAUGUAAUAUUGGCAAUUGAUGAUGCAAGUACUGACAAAAUGGGCAUAUAUGAGGCAGCAAAUAUCUUACAGGGACCUGAUGGAAGUUCUGUUGAUUUGACUAUUUGCAGCAGGGAUGAGAUAAAACAUGUGGUGCUGAAGCGUGAGAGAAUAACUCUAAGCCCAGUAAAAUCCAGAUUAUGUGAGAUGCCUGGUUCAGCAAAGGAUGCUCCUCCAAAAGUUGGAUAUAUCAAGUUAACAUCGUUCACUGAGAAUGCUUCUGAUGCAGUAAAGGAAGCUAUAGAGACACUUAGAAGUAACAAUGUUAAUGCUUUUGUGCUGGACCUUCGAGAUAAUAGCGGUGGUCUCUUUCCAGAGGGAAUCGAGAUAGCCAAAAUUUGGUUGAACAAAGGAGUUAUUGUAUAUAUAUGUGAUAGUCGUGGUGUUCGUGAUAUAUAUGAUGUUGAAGGGAGCAGUGCUGUAGCUGGUUCAGAACCUCUUGUUGUUCUGGUGAACAAGGGAACUGCAAGUGCUAGUGAAAUAUUAGCUGGGGCAUUAAAGGACAACAAACGAGCAGUGGUAUUUGGAGAGCCCACAUAUGGAAAGGGCAAGAUACAGUCAGUUUUCGAGCUAUCUGAUGGAUCUGGCUUAGCAGUCACAGUUGCUCGCUAUGAGACUCCUGCUCACACAGAUAUUGACAAGGUGGGAAUCAAACCAGAUCAUCCUCUCCCAGCAUCUUUUCCAAAGGAUGAAAAUGAUUUCUGCACCUGCGUCCAAGAUCCAUCGUCUACUUGUUAUCUCAACGGCGUACAACUCUUUUCAAGAUGACUAUGGAAAUGAAUUUCUUCGGUGUUUUCCAUUUGCGUUGCAAAUUUUGGUUCUUUUAAAAUUACUAUUUUUUCAGGAUGCUAGCCAUCUCUGUUGUAAGUUUGUAACAUCAUUGGUUCCUUGUAUAUCUCUUCAUCAUCGUUCCAACAUCAUAGAUUCUUUGUAUAUCUCUUUAUCGUCGUUCGCGAAAUUCAGCAUGGAUUAUCUUUUAUCAAACAAUCUAACUUUGAGUAAAUCUCUUUUCAAUGUUA